Molecule: messenger RNA, 1644 nt
Organism: Syzygium oleosum
Lineage: Eukaryota; Viridiplantae; Streptophyta; Magnoliopsida; Myrtales; Myrtaceae
Product: glycerophosphodiester phosphodiesterase GDPD6-like
Exons: 8
Coding region: 36-1352 (438 amino acids)
Biological process (GO): lipid metabolic process
Cellular component (GO): vacuole
Molecular function (GO): glycerophosphodiester phosphodiesterase activity
Source: RefSeq, a predicted model, not a curated record
AUCUUUUUCACGACCAACCUCAUCUGCAAGUUUGAAUGCAGAUUUUUAGUGGAGAACAAACAAACGAAUGCAAAUCUCCAGCCCCUUAUAAGCCGGCACGACCCAUAACAAAAAAGAAAAAAGAAAAGGAAAACAAGGGGGCUCCCAAAGUAGCUGCAGAGCAAGUCAAGAUGAAGAGAAACAUGGCCUUGAUCAGUUGUGUGAUUUUUUCGGUCAUGUUGACGUCCACCGUUGUUCGUGUAAGCGCUGGAAGACCCUUGACGUAUCCUCUGCCGAGUAGCGUCCCUGAAGGCGAGAAACAACCCCUCCAGACAUUCCGCGCAUACAAUGUCGCGCACCGAGGGUCGAACGGGGAGUUUCCAGAAGAAACGGCUCCUGCUUACAUGAGAGCUAUUGAAGAGGGAGCAGACUUCAUAGAAUCAGAUAUCCAGGCCACCAAAGAUGGAAUCUUGGUCUGCAAUCAUGACGUGACGCUGGACGAUACAACCGAUGUCGCGGAACGUAAAGAGUUUGCCGACCGAAGAACCACAUACGAAGUUCAAUGGGUCAACACCACCGGAUGGUUUGUUGUUGAUUUCACUUUGGAAGAAUUGAAAACAUUGCGAGCCAAGCAACGAUAUGAUUUCCGGGAUCAGCAAUACAAUGGAAAGUUUCCGCCGAUUACCUUUGAAGAGUUCAUCUCAGUUGCGCUCGAUGCGAAAAGAACAGUCGGGAUAUAUCCAGAGAUAAAAAAUCCGGUUUUUGUUAACAAACAUGUCAAAUGGUCCGAUGGAAAGAAGCUCGAAGAUAGAUUUGUGGAGACCCUCCAGAAGUACGGAUACAUGGGUUCGUACCUGUCGGAAGACUGGCUGAAGCGACCGGCCUUCAUCCAGAGUUUUGCGCCUAGUUCACUUGUAUAUAUCUCCAAUCUCACAGACUUGCCGAAAGUUUUCUUGAUUGAUGACGUGACAAUACGAACAGAGGACACUAAUCAGACAUACAACGAAAUCACCUCGGACAGUUAUUUUAACUAUAUCAAAGAUUAUGUGAUGGGAAUCGGACCAUGGAAGGAUACCGUUGUUCCUCCGGCGGAUAAUUACUUGCAGAGAGCGACUGAUCUUAUUGCGAAAGCACAUGCUCUUGGCCUGCAGGUGCACCCUUACACGUUCCGCAACGAGAAUUCGUUCUUGCACUUUGACUUCCAUCAAGAUCCUUACAUCGAAUAUGAUUACUGGAUAAACAAGAUGGGAGUGGAUGGACUCUUCACAGAUUUCACAGGGAGCCUCCACAGGUAUCAAGAAUGGACCUCCCCUUCAGAGAAACAGAUAUUGCAAAAGAUUGCUUCAAUGGUUUCGUCCUUCAAAAGGGGAUAGAUUAUAGGUUUUCCAUUUUGUUUGCCUAAAAGCAGCACGAAACGAGCUCUAGCAAGUUUUAUUAGGGUUGGUUAGAUGGUUUUGUCCUUCAAAAUUGGAUGUACUCUUGAGUUUUCCUCGUACUUUCUCUCUUAAUUAGAAUAAUUUUGGGCGUUAAUCCUGUUGCACCUGAGUAAUACGGGCCAGUCCAUGUAAUGAUUGGGGUAAGCGAAAUCAUCUGAGAGCAGGCCGGUAAAAACUGGUGGAAGAACUACUGUGAUUGACAAUUUAUAAAAACUUUAGAAUGUGAAAA